AUGUACCGUACAGUGAAGAGGCUCGGUAUUCCAGAUUCAAACAUUGUCCUUAUGCUUGCGGAUGAUGUUGCUUGUAAUCCUCGAAACGUGUUUCCCGCCACAGUUUUUAACAAUGCAGGAAGAUACCUGGAUCUUUAUGGAGAUAACGUCGAAGUCGAUUAUAGAGGCUAUGAGGUCACUGUCGAAAAUUUUAUUAGACGUUUGUUAUCUGAUGACCGGUCAAAUAUUCUGGUAUACAUGACUGGCCAUGGUGGUAACGAAUUCUUGAAAUUUCAAGAUGCGGAAGAGAUCAGUAGCUUCGAUUUGGCUGAUGCUUUUGAACAAAUGUGGGAAAAGCGAAGAUAUCAUGAAAUCUUGUUUAUGAUCGAUACUUGUCAAGCAAAUACUAUGUAUGGUCAAAUAUACUCUCCAAACAUCUUAGCUACAGGAAGCAGUGAGCUUGGCGAAAAUUCUUAUUCACAUCAUAUGGACACUGAUAUCGGAGUAGCUGUUAUAGAUCGCUUUACGUAUUACAACCUUGAAUUUCUCGAAAAGAUAGAUAUGCAAAGUAAAUCAACUUUACAAGAUCUUUUCGAUUCUUAUGACCCAUCGCUAAUACACUCAACGCCUGGAGUACGCAGUGACCUUUUUCGCAGACCCCUGGAUAAGGUUUUGGUGACAGAUUUUUUUGGUAGUGUACAGAAUGUUGAACUUAUGGGGCAGAAAUAUAAUCUAUCGAACUCAGAGACCAAUAUUGAUGACACAAAGUUCCUACUUAACAUGAGGUUAGACCCUUUAGAACAACAUGACACAGAUCGUCUAUCAGGUCAUCCUGGUGAUUGA
Molecule: messenger RNA, 822 nt
Organism: Cetraspora pellucida
Lineage: Eukaryota; Fungi; Glomeromycota; Glomeromycetes; Diversisporales; Gigasporaceae
Source: the annotation of a GenBank genome assembly